AACCAGAGGGAUAGAGGCGGGACCAGGAGGAGAGUGGGCUGCAAGCCACAGAUAACAUUCUGCCCAGCACAGCAGGGGUCAAUUUGGUUCACUUGCCCAGUGACAAGAAGGAAAAAAAAAAAAGUGGGCUGUAACCUAAGGAUCUUAAGACUCGCAAGUGAGGGGUUGGUUUGGAGGUGGGAGGAGGGAGUGAGGAGUCGAGGAGGAGACCGGACUCGGGAGGGUGCAGGAAACUCUUUGGGGCUGGGGCCAGGCAGGAGAGGGUGGGGAAGUCUGUGGGCGCCGUCAUCCUCCAGGGUCCGGUCCAGAGGCAGCUUCUCCCGCUGUUGGGACGGGCUCUGGACACCUUCAGCUCUUCUUGCCUGUUUUCCAAGGCGCAAGCCAGAAGCUCGGGCGCUUGCUUGCUGAGCUGGUGACACAGGACACAGCCACAGAGCUGGUUCCCUCCGGGACCCCCUGCCUGCCUGCUCUCUGCCCGGCAGCAUGGAGGAAAGUAGCGAAUAUGACAAUGACUAUGGGGCAGACAACCUGCCUGGGUGUGUGUACACGGACUGGAAGUCCUCGGGGGCCCUCAUCCCUGCCAUCUACCUGCUGGUCUUCCUCCUGGGCACCACGGGCAACGGCCUGGUGCUCUGGACCGUGUUCCGGAGCAGCCGGGAGAAGAGGCGCUCGGCUGACAUCUUCAUCUCCAGCCUGGCCGUGGCCGACCUGACGUUCGUGGUGACCCUGCCGCUGUGGGCCACCUACACCUACCGGGACUACGACUGGCCCUUCGGCACCUUUGCCUGUAAGCUCAGCAGCUAUGUCAUCUUCGUCAACAUGUACGCCAGCGUCUUCUGCCUCACCGGCCUCAGCUUCGACCGCUACCUGGCCAUCGUGAGGCCGGUGGCCAACGCCCGGCUGCGGCUGCGGGUCAGCGGGGCCGCGGCCACGGCGGCGCUCUGGGUGCUGGCCGCGCUCCUGGCCACGCCGGCCAUGGUGUUGCGCGCCACGGCCGAGGUGCCUUCCGGCCCGGACAAUGUCACGAAGGUGGAGUGCUACAUGGACUACUCCAUGGUGGCCACCCUCAGCUCCGAGUGGGCCUGGGAGCUGGGCCUGGGGGUCACGUCCACGGCGCUGGGCUUCGUGGUGCCCUUCACCAUCAUGCUGACCUGCUACUUCUUCAUCGCGCAGACCAUCGCGGGCCACUUCCGCAAGGAGCGCAUCGAGGGCCUGCGCAAGCGGCGCCGGCUGCUGAGCAUCAUCGUGGUGCUGGUGGUGACCUUCGCGCUCUGCUGGAUGCCCUACCACCUGGUGAAGACGCUCUACACGCUGGGCAACCUGCUGCACUGGCCCUGCGGCUUCGACCUCUUCCUCAUGAAUGUCUACCCCUACUGCACCUGCAUCAGCUACGUCAACAGCUGCCUCAACCCCUUCCUCUACGCCUUCUUCGACCCCCGCUUCCGCCAGGCCUGCACCUCCAUGCUCUGCUGCGGCCACAGCAGUUUUUGGUCAGAGGUUGCGGUGUGAUGGAAGGAGACUGAGCCCUGCAGAUGUGAGCUCGGCCACUCAACAUCUGUGAGACUGACUCUGCACCAGUCUCUCAACUUCUCCGAGCCUCAGUUUCUCCAUUUGUGUAUGUAUAAUGGGGGAAGUCAUACCGGCACGGAAAUGAUGGGUGCGUCUGGCUCAGUAAAAGUUGGUGUCUUCACCCCUCCCCUCCCAUCUUUCAUUCUGGGAUCUCAGCUCUUUUUUCUCCUUCCUUUCUGUUUAGUUUUCUCUACCCUCUCCCUCCCUUUGUUUUUCCCUCUAUCUCUGUAUAGUUUUUCCCCCUCUGAAUCCUUAGCUCUGGCUCCCGCCCUUCUCCCAUAGCUCAUUCCUCCCCUCAAUCCAUUCUUCCUCCUCUUUUUACCUCCUUGUUGUGAGGGGCUCCUAAGGGUUAAGAAUCCCGAAGCUUGUAAACACUCUUUAUCCUGUUCUCUGAGAAAGCCAAGGGAACGGGCUGGGGCGGGGCGGGCUGGGUGUCAGGGACAAGUUAGCACUAGCACUCCAGUCUGCAGGAGCUCCAAAACUUUCCCCCAAAUCGCAUCAGAGGGCUGUGAUUUCAGGCACCUCUGGGGGCUCCCUUCCUGCAGCCCAUCCGUGAUGCCAACCAGACGUGCUUCCUGCAGUUUUCCUGGGACGCUGUCAUUCAUCCUCUCAUCUCUGCGGGAACUGAAGGGCAGUGGGUUCACAAGCAACGGGCUCCUUGGAUUCCUCCUGUGAAUGGGGGGUUGGGAAGGGACAGGGAGAAAAAGGAGAGUCAGCAUUUGGUCUACAUGUGACUUGGCUUCUCUCCCACAAUCUUGCCCACCCCCCCCAACCUCCUUCAGAGCUGAGCUUACCCUACCCCACCCAUCACCCCAGGAUGCGUUUCUUGGGCACUGGUGCUACUCCGUGCCAAGAGUCAACUUUGGAUGUGGUGGAGAUGCUUGCCUUGUGUGUGUAUAUGUAUAUAUAUGUAAGCCUGGGUGAACAUAGCAUGACAGCAGUGUGCCUGUGUCACUUGUCACUUGGAUGAACCCCCCCAUCUCUAUUCUUCACACAGUAUGUUUGAGAGAAGAAGGGGCAUAUUGAGGCAAUAUGGAAUAAAAGGGAGCCCACCCCCACUGGAUUUGGGGGCUCUGACGGCUGGUCCGUGCUUUAAGAGAGAAGCCUGUGUUUGUGUUUGCUCCUGGCUUCCUGUAGGGACAUCCCUCCCCAGAGCUGCUGACACUGAGGCUUGGGGACGAACUAUGGUCCCAUGUGCUGGGUCCCCAGACCUUCCCUA
Myotis lucifugus (little brown bat) is the source of this 2788-nucleotide messenger RNA. It is a transcript of the gene APLNR, whose product is annotated as apelin receptor. Bases 484 to 1509 code for a protein of 341 amino acids. NCBI's taxonomy places the organism in Eukaryota, Metazoa, Chordata, Mammalia, Chiroptera, Vespertilionidae. The record is from RefSeq and is a predicted model, not a curated record. The transcript is spliced from 2 exons. Gene Ontology annotation, biological process: G protein-coupled receptor signaling pathway; immune response. Gene Ontology annotation, molecular function: G protein-coupled receptor activity. Gene Ontology annotation, cellular component: membrane.